GCGCCGACUUAUCGUCCAUCUCUUUUUGUGCUGUUGUGUCGCCCUUAGACUAAAAUUUCAACUCAAUUAAAUUUUUUGAUAUAUUAAGAAAUUUAACUUUCUUUCAUUCUUUAGAUUUUAAAACUUAAUAAUUUAAGUAGUUUGUUUUGUUAUUUUUCUAUUAACAAAUUAUUUUUUGAAAAUGGGCGAUAUGGAAGAUACUCAUUUUGAUGCUGUCGACUCUGGUGCUUCAACUACGUUCCCCAUGCAAUGUUCAGCCCUAAGAAAGAACGGUUUUGUGAUGAUCAAAAGUCGACCAUGUAAAAUUGUGGAUAUGUCAACAUCUAAAACUGGCAAACACGGGCAUGCUAAGGUUCAUUUAGUAGGUUUAGAUAUAUUUUCUGGUAAGAAGUAUGAAGAUAUUUGUCCAUCAACUCAUAAUAUGGAUGUUCCAUUUGUUAAACGUGAAGAUUAUCAGUUGACUGACAUAUCAGAUGACAACUACUUAUCAUUGAUGACAGACAAUGGUGAUUUACGUGAAGACCUAAAGCUUCCUGAAGGUGAUCUUGGGGUACAAUUAAAAACUGAAUUUGAUAGCGGAAAAGAUAUAAUUUGUACUGUAUUGAAGUCAUGUGGUGAAGAAUGUGUUAUUGCCAUUAAAACAAACACAGCUUUGGACAAAUAAUACUCGAUAACUUUACAAGUUAUCAAGCUACAAUUUUUUUUUUUUUUUUUUUACAUACUAAGUGGCUAAAUAUUUUUUUAACAAUUUCUGUUUAAUUUCAUCUAAAUUUAGAAAGUGAUAAAUAACUUAUAACUGUUAGUAACUUAAAAUGAUAACCAUUGUUUUUUAAGUAUUCUAUAUUAUUAUGAUAAUGAUACUUAUAUUAAGAAAUAAAAUGCUGUUUAACUCUCUAGAAUUAUUCAAGUUGUAAGUGAAGCGCUAUGGGUUCACCUAAUUUUUAAAAUAUAUGCAGCCAAAGUCACAAAGUUUAA
Daktulosphaira vitifoliae (grape phylloxera) is the source of this 975-nucleotide messenger RNA. It is a transcript of the gene eEF5, whose product is annotated as eukaryotic translation initiation factor 5A. Bases 182 to 664 code for a protein of 160 amino acids. NCBI's taxonomy places the organism in Eukaryota, Metazoa, Arthropoda, Insecta, Hemiptera, Phylloxeridae. The record is from RefSeq and is a predicted model, not a curated record. The transcript has 5 exons. Gene Ontology annotation, biological process: positive regulation of translational elongation; positive regulation of translational termination. Gene Ontology annotation, molecular function: translation elongation factor activity; ribosome binding; RNA binding.